AUGGUAUCCGACAGGCAGGAAAGAUUAGGCGCAUGGAGGAGCCUAUUCCAGAGACUGAGUAUCAUCCAGGAGGGGGACCGGGUGCUCCCAGAUGAGGAGGCCAUGCUGCCAGAGGACGCCGUACGCGUAGAGGACGCGGUGCUGCUGCUAGAGGACCUGGUGGUGGAGGACACCGUCUGCCAUUCCAGGCCGGUGGUGGCAACACUGGGACUCACCUACGUUUACGCCGCGCUCCUACUUGCUGAGAUACCUGGGUCUUCAUCACAGCCGAGCCAGAAUGCAUACAUGGAGGAGCGUGAUAACGUCGAUUGGGCGGCGUUACGCGCUUCAUUAGCUGAUGAGCGGCCUGUGAGGAAUUUAGAGGGAGCCAGGAUUCUUGACUUCGAUGAGUUUUUGAUCCCGGAUUCGGCGCCAGCGGGUCCACCAGAGCCACCCACUCAGGCGUUUUCUCAUGGGCCUGCCGAGCCAGCGGUGUCUGCCCAUGUGACUAUUGAGCCACAGGAUUCGGCGCCAGUGGGUCCACAGGAGCUACCCAUUCAGGAGCAUUCUCAUCAGCCUGCCGAGGCAGAGGUGUCUUCUCAUGAGACUACUGAGGCACUGAGACUGGCUAUAGCUGAUAGCAUGAUAACUGUUUCUGAUUAUGGAACUCAUGCAAAUAACUGGUUAUACACUGACGGAGACUUCUGUGAUAACAAUGCAUAA
Messenger RNA from Lycium ferocissimum, 702 nucleotides. RefSeq lists its product as uncharacterized. The coding region runs from base 1 to 702 and encodes 233 amino acids. The record is from RefSeq and is a predicted model, not a curated record. The transcript is spliced from 5 exons. NCBI's taxonomy places the organism in Eukaryota, Viridiplantae, Streptophyta, Magnoliopsida, Solanales, Solanaceae.